Molecule: messenger RNA, 1311 nt
Organism: Physcomitrium patens
Lineage: Eukaryota; Viridiplantae; Streptophyta; Bryopsida; Funariales; Funariaceae
Source: RefSeq, a predicted model, not a curated record
CUUGGAUCGAGGUUCCACGCAGCCGCAGUGGGGCUCAGCACUGUGCUCACCGGGUGCUGCACCCGCAUCCGCAUCUGCAUCCCUGAGACUUCAAUGUGGAUUCUAAGGAGAUCGUCGCCAUCCCCCCUGCCAUGGAUCGAGCAGAGGAGGCGCACAUCUGCAAAGCCUGUGGUGUGCAGUUCUCGCCGCAUCAGAAUCUACCUUCGGUGUGUCCCAUCUGCUCCGACGAACGCCAAGCUGUUCCCAAGGAUGGGCAACAAUGGACGACUCACACGCAGCUGAAGAAUGGCCCGUAUAUGAAUAAGUGGACUAAGUAUGAACCGGGCUUGUAUGCUUUCAAUACGGAGCCAAAAGUAGGAAUUGGGCAGCGUGCUUUUCUUAUCCAGACAGCCCAUGGUAACAUCUUAUGGGAUUGUGUAUCGCUGCUGGAUGACGCGACAAUUGACAUCGUGAAAGCACUAGGAGGCCUUAAGGCCAUUGCUAUUUCACAUCCUCAUUAUUAUGCAAAUAACGCACAGUGGAGCUCAGUUUUUGGAAAUGUACCCGUUUAUAUUCAUGAGAAGGAUAAGAAAUGGGUGAUGUGGGAGCACGAGAAUGUGAAGUUCUGGAGUGGGGAGACGCUUCGUGUGCUGGAAGGUGCGACUUUGAUACAUCUGGGAGGCCACUUCGCAGGAGGUCAAAUCCUUCAUUGGGCCGAGGCAGUUGAUGGCAAAGGCGCCUUGUUAUCAGGGGAUAUCAUACAAGUGAAUGCGCUAGACCAUACAACUGUGAGUGUCAUGCGUUCCUACCCCAAUUACAUUCCCUUGUCAGCCAGCCACGUCCACCGCAUCGCGGCACGACUGGAGCCCUGGGCAUUUGAGCGCGUCUACGGAGGGUUUUGGAACUAUGAAGUUAUGAAGGACGGCAAAGCGAGGGUGGAAUAUUCUCUCCAACGAUAUAUCAAAUGGCUUACUGAUGAUGAUCCGGAUGUGUAGCAGUUGUCGGUUUCUGUAGCUCUUAGCGUUCGAGUCCUCUUCCUCUCUGUUGACGAAACGUUGCCAUGCUGGGAAAAGGUGGAUAAAUGUCCAUCUGUGCGCGUGUUGGACAUGAGACAAGAUGAAGGUAUCUGAUGUGCUCUUCUACAUGUAGGCCCGUAGCUCAUACACACUUAACUUUGUUACAAGGCCUUAGUGCUCAAGUCUUAAACCGCGCUGGGUUAUGUAUACUCACCUCACCUCUGGCUUGUUUACUGGCAUUGAAAGAGGCAAUGAUACUCGAGAUAUAGAAUGUGGCUCCAUCAUUAAAUCCAGCCUUUUCAUUGAGUUCUAGGGA